GGAUCUGUCUUCAAAACGAGGGAUAAACUGGAACUGGCGGGAAGUUCAGUAACAGAAGAUCGCAAGAAGCUCUUUAAUGCUUUGUUGUUAGAAAACGCUUGAAUCUGAAAUCAGUUCGUAUCGCAAGAUUAUGAAUUGCAUUACAAGACAUUUAUUUUUGGCAUGUUUCUUGGGAAAUGUUUUUUAGAUAAAUCAAGGAGCAGAACGUUUCUGACUUGCAGAAUCAACAAGACCGACGCCCGAAGGGCCUAAACUUAGGUAUGGUGCGUGAGAACAAUAUGGCUGAAAUGAUAAUGAUGUCUUGAUCACGAUAUUGCUCAACAGAUAAUAUGGAUUUAGCGCAGUGUAUUAUUUGCCGAGAUGUUCUCAAAAUUGAAAAUAUCGUUGCUGGAUCAUGUGGCCAUACAUUCCAUCUAUUAUGCAUCACCCAGUGGCAGAGAAAUGUCAACAAUUGUCCACAGUGUAGAACAAGCUUUGUAGGAAGACCCCCUAUCAAACUCUUCUUUGACAGACCUGAUGAAGAAGAUAAGGAAGAAUAUUCUAAUGAUCCUGUAUUUAUGAAGUCCAAAAUCAAGGAUCUUAGCUCACAACUAGAAGAAAAAGAUACAAAAAUUAAAGAGGAGCAGGGCAAGGUGAAAGCCUCAAAGAAAGAACUGAAAGGAGUAAAAUCAGAGCUGAAUGCAGUUCGAGAUGCACUUGACAAGUCAGAUUCAAUAAAUAAUGUUCUUAAGAAACAGUUGCAGUUUCUAGACAAACAUAAGGAAGAAGCUCAACGGGCAAGAGAAACUGCAAGUGUGUUGCAGAGGAAUCUUGAUAACCUUCAAAAUGUCGAAGAGCUUAUAAAAGGAGAAAAGAAAGACGUCGAUACGCUGUUAAGAAAAUUUCAACACACACCAGAUGCAUUGGAACAAGUAGUCACUUCAUUGGUUAUUAUGAAAAAAGAAUUUGGAAAAUUAAGGGAAUCAAAGGACAAAAUGAGUGAUGAAAGGAAAUCUUUCCGGAAAGAAAUGGACGAAUUGCGAAGAAAGAUGCAGGCAUCUUUAAAUGACAAUAUGGCCCUGAAGGAGCGUUUGAAACUCGCUGAAUGUGAUAUGGAGCAUUUUGAAAGAGAAAAACAGCGAUUGUUGAAGAAAAUCUCUCAUCUAGAACAAGCUUUUGCCUCGCCCAGCCCUAGAGCAAGUGCAAUCAAAAGACUACUGAAAGAGAGUCCUGCCCCACAGUCCGCCAAAAAGAUGUGCCCUUCGUUCGCUGAUGCCACUGAAAAUUACGUCGAUGCAGAUGAAAACGAAGACGAUGCACAUUACGAUGCUGAUUCAAAUGAUUGUCUCAGUGAUUCUUUCAACGAGCUAGCAAAUGAAAUUGGUUUGAAGAUUGUGAACACAACGACGAUUUCAAUCCAAAACAAAAAACAACCAUUCGGAAAGACGAACAUGAACCUGAAAGUGCCAAGAACAAGACCAGCGUCAACUUCAUCAUCUUCAAGCUCAACUUCUGUAAUUCAAAAGGGGUUUAAUGGUCUUGGCGGUCAGGGUCGGUUCAUAAAAAAACGGAUUUCAAACAAAGUCAAAAUACCGAAAACAAAAGUAAACAACUUUUUUAUACCGAAGGCAAAUCCAAAAUUGCCAGAUUUCGAACUCAGCCCGGAAUGACUGUUUUGAGGUACGCCCGGAAUGAUUGUUUUGAGGUACGCCCGGAAUGAUUGUUUUGAGGUACACCCGGAAUGAUUGUUUGGAGGUACACCCGGAAUGACUGUUUUGAGGUACGCCCGGAAUGAUUGUUUUGAGGUACGCCCGGAAUGAUUGUUUUGAGGUACGCUCGGAAUAAUUGUUUUGAGGUACGCCCGGAAUGAUUGUUAUGAGGUACCUUUCUGCUGGGUUCAAACAGUAACGAGCUGAAGAUUCCUCAGUACUGGUCUCUCAAUACUGGUAGAAAGUUGUAGAUCCAGCUUCGAAUUCGUUCAAAUUAUUGCAGAAACUACGGAUAGCGCUCAAAUUCUUGCAGAAACUCAGGGAAUUCGAAAAAACUUGUACAAAGGCUGAUAAAGUUGCAUUGGCAAAAUUCAAGUGAUUGAAUUACGUCUGAAUGUUAGCAUUUUUUUAUAAAAAUUUGUAGUAUUCUAGAAUGAAAUAGUUGUAAAAAUAUAUGUUCUUUCUCUAGAUAUCGUAGUUAGUCAAAUAAUUCAGCGGAUUAGCUAAAUCCACAUCUCAUAAAUAGUAGUUUUGAUUUUGAAUACCUUGGUAAACUAAGUAUUCCAACGUGAGUUAGACCAUCCAUUAGCUAGUGUUGCUAGCUCUUUAGGAGUGUAUCAUCGUUUGAUAUACAGCCUUAUCAAACCUGGUUUAUCAAACUCCAAUGAAGCAGGGGCGGAUCCAGUGGGGUGCGAAGGGGGCCCGAGCACCCCUCAGAUUUGAGAAAAAACUUUUUGGGGAUUAAAGCUUAUUCUACCGCAAUUUUGUUUAUUAUUAUUUAAACCAUUUAAAUAAUACCGGGAAGUAUGCACAUCUCCUGAAAUUGUUAUUUCCGCUUCAAUGCCCCGUCUCACAACUGUUCAACAUUGUUAUUUCAGUCCAUGCAUUGAAGUGUUAUGAAACUCCCCCUGGUUGUCCUGUAUAGCAUUCUACAGACUCGGAAAGCAUUGUCUCCUCUUAUAUCCAGCCACUUAAGGAACCCGUGGCCUGUAAAUUAUACGAUUUUCUGCACCCGUGGAAGUGAAUCUAGCCAAUCACGGUGCCAGGUCGAGGGGUUCUAAACUUUGGCGCGAGAACCCAUGGAUUUCAAAAAUCCAAAACAUCAAAGAAUACCGACAAACCAGGGGGAGUUUCUUCGCUUCAAUCUACAGUCAAAUCUAUAAGUGGUUUUAUGACCAGGGGGAGUUGAGCUUGAACAGGAGGAGUUGAGGUUGACCAGGGGGAGUUGAAUUAUGAUACAGCACGCGACGAAUGCUUAGGCGCAAAUUUGCAAUAUGUUUUCGUGGACCUUUUGACGAUCUUUACCUGAUGCUCGAUGCAGGCACGUAAAUAAUAGGGGGGCGUGGGGGGCGUAACGCCCCCCCAAAGUUUGGAAAAUCCAGUUACAGUUGGAAAACGUAACGGUUGACUUGGAAUUUUUUUCUUAAGACCAAACUUGUGAAUUUUAUAUUUUAAGAAGUUUUUUUAUUUUAAUUUAUAAAAAUUCUAAACAUUAAAAUUCACAGGCUGAAGCUGAUCCAUCCAAUCGUUUUCUAUUGUGAAUCCCGUCUCCACUGGGUCCAAAUUGCACACUUGCCCCGUUUUCUUUUUCUUUCUUUCUGACGGGAGUUGAAUCAAAUUACGAACAGGCAAGGUGAACUUACGGAUAAGAAACUUGAAACUUACAGUUUGGAAUAAUAAUACCCGCAUUGAUCAGAAAGUAUUAGAGUGGGAAUUUUUUUAGAAACUACGAGUAGUUAAUUCAAUAAAAGAUUAAGAAUCUUUCAGUACUAAAAAUUCUCAACGCUUCUUAUAAAAAACGAGUUUAUGCUAAACUCCCCCUGCUAUUUGUUAAUGUCCUUGAGUCCUUAUCAUAAAUUCCUAUGACAAAACUGCUGUGGAGCAAGAACACAUUGCAAAAACUGCAGUAGAAGUAUUUGAUCAAAGAAGAGUAUUUCAUCUUUCGAAUCAGGCAUAUGCACAAGUUUGUUCUCAAAUCAUCAUUUCAAUUGUAAAGAAUGAAAAGGCA
Messenger RNA from Rhopilema esculentum, 3696 nucleotides. RefSeq names its product E3 ubiquitin-protein ligase TRAIP. Gene Ontology annotation, molecular function: ubiquitin protein ligase activity. The record is from RefSeq and is a predicted model, not a curated record. Lineage: Eukaryota; Metazoa; Cnidaria; Scyphozoa; Rhizostomeae; Rhizostomatidae. Gene Ontology annotation, biological process: protein ubiquitination; replication fork processing. Gene Ontology annotation, cellular component: nucleus; site of DNA damage.